Molecule: messenger RNA, 1665 nt
Organism: Seminavis robusta
Lineage: Eukaryota; Bacillariophyta; Bacillariophyceae; Naviculales; Naviculaceae
Source: the annotation of a GenBank genome assembly
AUGAAGUCUCUGAACACGAGCAGCAUGCCUCGAGCAUUGAUGCUCCUGCUGCUCUGGGCAAUCCCUUUGUCGUUCUCCUUUCAGCCAAUGUCACGCAUUUCCACCAACCAAGCACCACCUUUACAGCAAGCGAACACUCUUGGGAUGUUGCAGCUCUCAGUAUCCUCUGACGUUUCCAAUGAUCUAAUUGUUGAUGCCACCUCAAUUGUGGUCUCACAUUCCGAAGGGUUGCUGGCUGCAACACCUGCUAUUGGCUCCUCCUUGAUCAUGUUGACCAUUGUCGGUCUGCUCUACAUAUGGGAAGAAUCCGUGGAAUGGGUGAGAGAAACCGUCCCCAAGACACUCCUACCCGUUGUGGAAUCCAUCCUGGCAGAAAUUGGCGGGCUCGGAUUCAUCGGGCUCAUCUUUGGAACGGUAUUGGGAAACUCCAAUGUGAAGGAAGGAUUGGAAGGGCUGUCGAUUACUCUCUUUGGUGAAUCCGAAAUACUCGUGGAAAACUUUGAAUUCUUGCAUUCGGCAUUCUUCCAGGUGGGCGUGGGAUUCUUCAUGGCAGUGGGAGCCAUGGCGGCUGUGGGUGUCAAAAAGUUGGACGAAAUCAAACAAGUAGAAGGUCUCGAGCAGGACCCAGAGACGGAAGCAUGCAACAUUACGCCAGAAAAGUUGGUCCGAUACAUGCCCUUGUUGCCCAAGAAAGACGACAACAAUGACAUCGAAGCAAUCUACGGCGCCAACAAUUUGUGGCAAGAAAUCUUCAUGGACAAGGAAGAACGCGCUGGAAGAACCUUGCUCUUGAGGCAUCAAAUCAUGAGAAUCUUCCCACGAUUACCCAACACCUUUCGAGUGGAACAAGUGAUACAAGCAUCCUUUGCAGAAAAUUUGUACAAGUUGGUGGAACUAUCACCGUUGACUUGGAUCUACAUUAUCCCUGGUCUGGCUCUCGCCAAUGCAAUUGAUCUGUCCCACGAAGUUGUCAACUCAGCGUCUCCCAAUGCGGCAGAGUCUGUCGGUUUCUUCUUUUCCACCCCUACAGCUAUCAUUCCUUCGGCAGUGACGGUCGCUGCGUCCAUGAUUUGGGGCUUUUGGAACUGCUGGAAAUUGACACAAAUCAAGUACAUGGUACAUCCAAAAUUAGGGAUCGACAAGAGCACUGGUGCAGCCACCAUCCUUCCCCCGCUGGUGGAAUCCGAAUCCAAGAUGCGAGAGUUUGAUUCCUCACCCGCAUGGGUGCGACCCAUUGAAAACAUCUGGGCGAAACCAGCCAAAAAUGCUUUUGACGAAGUGUUUGGGGCCGCCGGAGGCGCGGGUCUGAAACUCUACCAAAACUCCAUCAAGUAUCAAACUUGGUUGUGUCUGACUCACAUUGUCUUUUUCGGUACUCAAGUUGUACCUCGUGAUUUUGAUGCUCUCCUGUCCGGGGCGACGGUCGGUGAUCCAGACCAUUUGACAGCCGAACUUGUCACCUAUGGAAGUUUUGUACUCAUUAGUGUCCUCCAGCUGCUACUCGUGGCACCCCGUGCCUUUUGGAACUAUUGCUUGGUCGCCGUUCUGGAAGAGAAAACGGCAAGGAAACUACUGACGUUGUCCGGGAAUGAUGAUCCAAUGCAAAAGGAACAGGCGAUUCCAGUUGCAUUGAACGGUACUGCGGCCGUGGAAAUCACACCAUAG